AUGCGCACCCUUUGUCCCUCGAAACGCCAUUCCUUCUCUUCCACAUCAGUUUCUUCUCGUCUGAACCGCUCUGUUGUAUUUCUGUCUCAGGCGCGAUGCUUCCACAAAACCUCCUCAAGCUCCAAGGGUUCAGCAAUCUUCAAAAAUAGCCUGCAGAAAACCCUUGAGGCGCAUCGGUCCUUGAACCGAGCCAGUCUAAUCCGCAGGAUACCAUACAAGGCAGAUCACGAUGACACCCUAGAGGAUGUGACAAAGAGCGAUGGCUCAUCCGGCGAUUUGCCGACCGCAGAUGUAACUUCCACGCCUCCCUCGACCCCGAGAAGCCCCAAAAGGAAACCUCGCUCCAUUCCGAAACCCAACCAACUCUCCCAUUCCUUCCAACACACUGUCCCACAUCGAUCCAUACAGUGGUGUUCCGACCCCAAAACAGGCCGAUCAAACCAAUCGCCGUGGUUAGAAGACUUGGAUUUCGACCGGCCCUUCAGUGAUGGCCUCUCGCAGCUGGAUGCCGAGAUCUGCGCACUUGAGAAAUACCUCAUGCCCACCCCACCAGAGGAGGAGCAGGUAUAUACGAUUGCCGCGGACGUUACCCGUCGUCUUGAAGGCACCGUGCCCCAUCCUCCCUUUAUCAUCGGGUCAUGGCGAACCGGGUUGGCCAUGAGUCACUCCGAUCUAGACCUUCUUCUGCCCGUCCCUGACUCGGUACGAUCCGUUGAAAAUAUUCGAAAGCCAAGCGCCACGCGCCCCAAGGCCCUGGGUCAACAUAGGAGCCUGCUACGCGAUGUUGAACAGGCACUCCGGAAAUGCCCAUCUUUUGGCCACCGCAUUUACCAAUCAACAGAGCUGGACUCCAUCACAGCUAUCGAUACCCGUACGGGUCUCCGGCUUCGCUUCUAUUGUGGUGAAGGUACACCCCCAAUAAUCGAGUAUAUCAAGGAUUAUUGUGCCGAGUACCCGUCGCUUCGGCCUCUCUACAUGGCUACACGACUUAUCCUCGAAACUCAAGGUGUGUAUGGCCGGCACGCAUCGUCCGUCAGAUCCGAGGCACUUGUCAUGCUUGUCGUGGCCUUUUUGAAGAUGAGCCACGGCCGGUUCCGACAAACCGAUAGUUUAGGAGAGACGCUCCUUGCUUUUUUGCAAAUGUACGGCACCCAAGUCGAUCUCACGACGACCGGUAUCUCCGUCGACCCUCCGGGUUUCUUCGAUGCAGACACCAUCAAAACAGCCAGCCGCAUGUACGGCCUGGACGAUAUCCCUGCCCAUCUGCGUGGCCAAAGAGCUAUAAUUAACCUGAAGAGAACUGCCGCAACCAGAGGCAACAGGGUUGCGGCUACACGGCUAUGCUUGCAGAACCCCACCAACUAUAUGGACGACCUAGGCCGUUUUUGUAUCGAGACCAUGGCUCUACAGUCCGCGUUGGCGGGCACCUGCAAGCGUCUCAGAACGGCUCUCGACAUGUGGGAGAGGUGCAUGCCGGUUGAUCCAGAUUGCAGUGUGCUGAGUCGUGUCCUGCAAGCCAACUUCGAUGAUUUCAACGAUGUACGCAGCCGACUCGCGUUGGGAGGGGGGACGAAUACGUAA
This is a messenger RNA of Aspergillus sclerotioniger CBS 115572, 1581 nucleotides long. RefSeq lists its product as uncharacterized. Gene Ontology annotation, biological process: RNA 3'-end processing. Gene Ontology annotation, molecular function: poly(A) RNA polymerase activity; mRNA binding. The coding region runs from base 1 to 1581 and encodes 526 amino acids. The record is from RefSeq and is a predicted model, not a curated record. Lineage: Eukaryota; Fungi; Ascomycota; Eurotiomycetes; Eurotiales; Aspergillaceae. Gene Ontology annotation, cellular component: TRAMP complex; nucleolus. The transcript has a single exon.